Messenger RNA from Sceloporus undulatus (fence lizard), 4274 nucleotides. RefSeq names its product endoplasmic reticulum to nucleus signaling 2 (gene ERN2). Gene Ontology annotation, biological process: protein phosphorylation; intrinsic apoptotic signaling pathway in response to endoplasmic reticulum stress; mRNA processing. NCBI's taxonomy places the organism in Eukaryota, Metazoa, Chordata, Lepidosauria, Squamata, Phrynosomatidae. Gene Ontology annotation, molecular function: protein serine/threonine kinase activity; RNA endonuclease activity; ATP binding. The record is from RefSeq and is a predicted model, not a curated record. Gene Ontology annotation, cellular component: IRE1-TRAF2-ASK1 complex.
AUGCCCUGGCCACAGCCUUGCCCUGGGCUCCAAGGGCCCCCGAAGGGGCAGCCUCUCCUCCUGCCCCCGGGACCCUCCUGCUUCCUCUUCCUCCUCUUUGCAGCAGCGUCGCAGUCUCUGCCUGGCAGCUCCUCACCAGCCCCCGACUCGCUGGCCUUUGUCUCCACUUUGGAUGGGAGCCUCCACGCCAUCAGCCGGAAGAGCGGAGAGAUCCAAUGGACCCUGGAGGAAGAACCAGCUCUGCAGGCUCCCAUUUACGGAGAAGCCCAGCCAGCCUUCCUGCCGGACCCCAAGGACGGCAGCCUCUACGUUGUGGGGGGCAAGAACAAGGGGGGCCUGAUGAAGUUGCCCUUCACCAUCCCAGAGCUGGUACAGUCCUCUCCCUGCCGCAGCUCCGACGGCAUCAUCUACACAGGGAAGAAGGAGGACACCUGGUUUGUGGUGGAUCCGACCUCGGGGCAGAAGCAGACCACGCUGUCGACCGAAGCCUGGGGAGGGCGCCUGGGCCCAAGCACCCCACUGCUCUACAUCGGACGCAGCCAGUAUGUCCUCACCAUGUAUGACACCAAGUCCCAGGCCCUGUACUGGAACGCUACUUUCCUGGACUAUUCGGCUCCCCUCCAGGACCAGAGCUACGAUGAGGAUUACCCCAUGGCCCACCUGGCCUCCAGUGGGGAGGGUCUGCUGGUGACAGUGGGCAAGGCGAGCGGAGAGGUGCUGUGGAUGCAGGACUAUGGCUCCCCCGUGGUGGGGGUCUACACCUGGUACCAGGACAGCCUCCGCCGGAUCCCCCACCUCAAUGUCGCCAGCGAGAGCCUGCGCUACCUCAUCCUGCGCUCCCACAAUAUCCACCUCCUCCAUUGGCACUACCACUCCACCAAGGACUUCACUGCCAAGACCCGGUUGCUGCCAACACUCUACGUGGGAAAAUCCUCUAUGGGCUUCUAUGCUUUGACCUCCCUGGUCCAUGAGGGUGUAACUCUUGUGCCCCAAGGGGUCACUUUGGCACGGAUGGAUGGACCCACCACCCAAGACGUGACGCUGCAGAAGUCUGGCGAGUGUGAAAUCACGCCCAGCACGGAGGUCAAGUACCCGCAGGGCAGCAUCCCUGUUCCCCACAGCCAGUGGGUCCUGAUAGGACACCAUGAGCUGCCCCCUGUGGUCCACACCACCAUGUUGAGGGCCUUUCCGCAGCCCCUGCGCAGGAGCACCGAGACAGCUGCGCCUGCCAACUCCCUCUUUGAUGAUCUCCUGCCCCCUCGCAGCGGCCUGGAGGAACCUGCCAGGAAUGGCGGUCAGUACCGUGAACAUCUCUCCCCGGAGACGGAGCAGACGGAAGUCCACCAGGAGUUUGGCAGCUGGGAGCCGGUGGCAGCUGGCGUUGUGGCUGUGCUUUGGGGCGGGGGGCUCCUCUUCUUUGUGCUCUGGGUGGGUGACCUUUGUGGCCCUUCGCUGGCGUCUUUUGAGGGCCGCUGCUGUGGGGAGGCCUGGUGCUCCCAGAGAAAAACCACCCUGCAUCCCCCUUCUGCUCCAUGGGGACGGGGGUCCUCCAAAUCACGUCUUUUGAAAAGGGGCUUCAUUAGGCCAAGUAAUGUCUUUUGGAAGGGGAGCCACUCCUCACGCUUUGCUGGGCCAGGGGAAGAUGGCAGAAAGCUCUCUGAUGAAGCUGAGGACCACUCCUCCUCACUCUUCUCUUUCCUCCUUCCCCCCCAACUCCAAAAAUUGCAGCAGCAGAACCGGAAGCAGCAGCAACAGCUGGAGCAACAGCUGGAGGAGAGGCUGCAGCUCUUCCAGCAACAAGGAAUGGCAUGGUCCCCUCCUGGCCGCCACUCUGGAGACCCCCUGCCUUCAGCAACUCCGGGGAGUCCCCCCAAGUUGGCAGAUCUGGGACCCUCCUCUUCCUCUGAAAUGGCCAACAGGGGUUUGGGUCAGAGUCCUCCCAGGGGAAGCAUUGGUCCAGGAGCUGACCCAGAGGUCAUGGUGGUGGGCAAGAUCUCUUUCAGCCCCAGAGAAGUCCUGGGUCAUGGGACAGGAGGCACUUUUGUGUUCAGGGGCCACUUUGAUGGACGGACGGUGGCGGUCAAGCGCCUGCUGCCCGAGUGUGUCCACCUUGUGGACCGAGAGGUGCAGCUGCUGCGGGAGUCGGACGAACACCCGAACGUGGUCCGCUAUUUCUGCACGGAGGCCGACCAGCAAUUCCGCUACAUCGCCAUCGAACUCUGCUCCGCCACUUUGCAGCAGUAUGUGGAGACCCCAGACUUCACCCGGCGGCAGCACCUGGAUCCGGUCACUGCACUUUACCAGACCAUGUCUGGCCUGGCUCACUUGCAUUCCCUCCGCAUCGUCCACCGUGAUCUGAAGCCCUGCAACAUCCUAAUCUCGGCCCCCAACAGCCGUGGCCAGAUCCGUGCGGUCAUCUCGGACUUCGGCCUCUGCAAGAAGCUGCAGGGGGAACGCCGGAGCUUCAGCCUCCGCUCCGGCAUUCCUGGCACGGAGGGAUGGAUUGCACCAGAGGUGCUGAGAGAGGACCCCACAGAGAACCCCACAUGCGCAGUGGACAUCUUCUCCGCCGGCUGUGUCUUUUACUAUGUUGUGUCCAGUGGGCAGCAUCCCUUUGGCGAAAGCUUCCGACGCCAGGCCAACAUCCUUGCUGGGACCUACAAGCUGGAGUGGUUGCAGCAGGAGACCAACGACAACAUUGUUGGACGGGAGUUGAUAGAAGCCAUGAUCAGUGGGGACCCCCACUUGCGCCCCUCGGCCGCACAGGUCCUCAUGCACCCCUUCUUCUGGAACCAUGAGAAGCAGCUGCAGUUCUUCCAGGACGUCAGCGACCGCAUUGAGAAAGAGCCAGCGGAGGGUCCCAUCAUCAGUGCCCUGGAGGCUGGGAGCCAUGCUGUGGUGAGGGGCAACUGGCGGGCCCACAUCUCCAUCCCACUGCAGACAGACCUCCGUAGGUUCCGGACGUACAAAGGCAGCUCCAUGCGUGACCUCCUUCGGGCCAUGAGGAACAAGAAACAUCACUACCAUGAGCUGCCUGCAAAUGUGCAAGAGACCCUGGGACAAGUCCCGCACGAAUUUGUCCAGUAUUUCACAAGCCGCUUCCCGCGCUUGCUACUGCACACUCAUCAGGCCUUGCGCAUGUGUGCCAAGGAAGGGCCACUGCGGAGGUAUUACUGCCAGACGCCAUGAGGAUCUUGGACCGAGAAGGGGUCACUGGGCUGAGACAAAGUAGCCGGACUCUCAGAGGGAGCAGGAAGGCUAGGAAGAGCAUUUGUAUGGACUCCUUUGGUGUGUGGUGGCUGCUUCCCUCAACACAAACACACCCUGCCAGGUCAGGCCGAUUGUGAACGAUUCUUCUGGGACAAAAUUCUGCUCCUGGUGGUAUGUGGACUUUCUCUGGAAGCCAAAAUGAUUAAACUGAGGACAUAUCACAAGUGGACAUAAUACACUGGAAAAGGUAUCUUGGGAAAGUGGAUGGCCCGGGCCACAGGUGGAUCAAUUCCAUCAGGGAAGCUACAGAUAUUGCCCUGGAUUUGCAAGGCUUGGGCAGAGCAAUUUCAAACAGGAUUUCUUGUGCUGAGAAGGCAGCAGGAAAAGAGGAAGACCAUCUUGCACUUGCAAGACCUGAGCAGGGCUGUUAAAAACAAGGCCUCUCUCAUUUGUACUGUUGCCAUCAAUCAAAGUUAACCUGGCGAUAGGUGAUACACAGGGGAGAGCACAGAGCAGGGCUUAUUCGUUUCACCUGAGCAAACUGUGUGUCAUUCCUGGAAGGAGAACUUGCAUUGCCUUCCCUUCACAUCCAAUCCCAGAGAGACUGCGCUGGCCACAGGUGUCACGCCUUGGGCAAACAUGGGCUGAGUCUGCCCUAAAGACCUGUGCCUUUCCCACAGGUAUGUAUGCAUGCCCCAUGGAACAGGGGCACUGCAGCCUUCUGCUGUGCAUGAGACUCACAUCCCUCAAUCGAGGGGCUCUGCUCAAACCCACCCUGUAAAACUCAGCCCCUUGGACCCAUGGACUGACCGGCCUUAAGGCUUCUCUGCGCAUGUGCAAGAGAGCUACCUCCACCUGCCCCGCUGAGCAGAACAAAGGCAAUGCCUUCUUCCUAAACAAAUGACAAAUACCUGGCAGCUUAUGUGCAAACAGGGAGUUGAUCUUGCUGGGCCAUGAUUCAGAAGGUUUGGGUGCUGCUUCUUUUAUAGUACGUACUGUAAAUAAAGAACCUUUUUUUUAAAAAAGAAAAGUAUAUGGAUCUGUAAGAGAAGGGAAAUAGUUAU